CAGCUGUCCCAAAGCUCAACUGCUCGAACCAGCAAGGCGUGGGAAUCUGUGGGCUGCGCAGCGGCGGAGCGGACGCGGCGGUCCCAGCCAUGGCCCAUGGCGAGCUCGUCCGACCCCGACAAGCUCAUGACCAAAGCCGACAAGCUAACAAAAUUGAGUUUUACACGGUGGAAUGCUGAUUGGAAAAGCGCUACUUCCUUGUAUGAGCAAGCUGCGGUUGCAUAUAGGUUCAGAAAGGACAAUGAGAAAGCAAAAGAUGCAUUUGAGAAGGCCUCGAAAGGACAAGAAAUGAUCUCCUCACCAUGGGAUGCCUCUAAGCAUAUGGAAUCUGCUGCUGCUUUAGCGAAGGAGCUUGGACGCUGGAAUGAAGUAUCUGAUUUCUAUCGUAGAGCUUCAGAAUUAUGCCGCGAAUGUGGAAGGGCCCAACCUGCAUCGGAUGCUCUAGCAAAGGGUGCCAGUGCCUUGGAGGAGAAAUCUCCUGAAGAAGCUAUUAAAAUGUAUGAUGAGGCUUGCACAAUUCUAGAAGACGAUGGGAAGGAACAGAUGGCUUUUGACUUGUAUCGUGCUGCUGCAGCGUUGUACAUUAAGAUGGAGAAGUAUUCAGAUGCCGCUGCUUUCUUUCUAAGACUCGGUUCUGCUGCCGAUAAGUGCAAUGCCAUGAACAGCCAAUGCAAGGCUUAUCUGAGUGCGAUCAUCAUCUACCUUUACGCGCAUGAUUUUCAGCAAGCUCAGAAAUGCUACAAUGACUGCUCAGAGGUUCAAGCCUUCCUCAAUAGCGAUCAGAACCGAUGUGCAACGAAACUGUUAUCCGCUUAUGAGGAAGGUGAUGCUGAAGAAAUCAAACGUAUUGGUCAAUCGAGUGCCUUCAAUCACCUUGACCCUGUGGUGAUUAGGCUCGCAAGGAAGCUACCAACAGGCGAUCUGCAGGCCAUUAAGAAAGCAGCUGAUGAUGGCGAGGACUCCUUGGACGAGGAUGACCUAACUUAAAACGAACUUCCAAGGUCAAAAUGCGGAGAUCAAACAGGCGAAGGGACACUCAAAGUAUGCCAUCAAUGAGCAGGAACAGUCGUAAAAAGAAGUAAUGUGAAUUACAUACUAAAAACUUGUGGGCGGCAUCUGUAUCAUGAAAUUUGUCACGCUUAGUUCUGCUACAUAUCUACAUAUCUAUUGGUUCGGUGGUAUUGAGACUAUUGGUAUAUGUUUAUGUUGCCUGUGCUGUA
This is a messenger RNA of Panicum virgatum (switchgrass), 1220 nucleotides long. RefSeq names its product gamma-soluble NSF attachment protein-like. Gene Ontology annotation, molecular function: soluble NSF attachment protein activity; syntaxin binding. The record is from RefSeq and is a predicted model, not a curated record. NCBI's taxonomy places the organism in Eukaryota, Viridiplantae, Streptophyta, Magnoliopsida, Poales, Poaceae. Gene Ontology annotation, biological process: intracellular protein transport. Bases 97 to 987 code for a protein of 296 amino acids. Gene Ontology annotation, cellular component: SNARE complex; vacuolar membrane. The transcript has 9 exons.